AUGGCAAUUUGUUCCGGACUUAAGGGUAUUAUGGAUCAAUUAUCGAUUUCAUAUGAAGCUAAAACUAAUGAUAGAAUUCUCUGGGAUGCAGCUGUUGUUAGAUAUUAUUCUUUUGAUGAUAAUAGUAGGAAUUGGUUACUUGAUUAUGAUUCAAAUUAUCAAAAUGCCACUUCAGAAAACACACAAGUUGUAAUUAGUCUAGUGCGAAAUGCUUUAAAUUUUACUGUUAUUGGUGCUUAUUAUCAGGCAACAGGGUUUACAGUAUUAGAUAUAUCUUAUCAUGCAUUUACAGUUGCUCUAUGA
Molecule: messenger RNA, 303 nt
Organism: Rotaria sp. Silwood2
Lineage: Eukaryota; Metazoa; Rotifera; Eurotatoria; Philodinida; Philodinidae
Source: the annotation of a GenBank genome assembly